This is a messenger RNA of Ruditapes philippinarum (Manila clam), 641 nucleotides long. RefSeq lists its product as uncharacterized. Gene Ontology annotation, molecular function: oxidoreductase activity. Lineage: Eukaryota; Metazoa; Mollusca; Bivalvia; Venerida; Veneridae. The record is from RefSeq and is a predicted model, not a curated record. The transcript is spliced from 5 exons. The annotation marks the transcript as partial.
AAGAGUGUAUUAUCAGCAAGAAGAAGGUACACGGAUUUAUCAAGCGGUGUUGUUGGGCAGUAGGUUUAGAGGAUGACCAUGGGCCUAUGUUAGCAGACGUAUUGGUGGCGGCAGACUACAGGGGCCACUACAGUCAUGGUCUUAAAAAUCUUGAUAAAUAUUUGAGCGAUGUAACAAACCGAUUCGUAGCAAAGAAGGGUGUUCCGAGGAUUGUCAAGCAAACUCAAGCAACGGCAUUGGUGGAUGGGAACAAUUUACUUGGACCAGUUGUCGGGAAUUAUUGCAUGGAUCUAGCUAUUGAAAAAGCAAAACAAAGUGGCAUAGGAUGGGUUUCGGUCAGCGGGUCAAAUCAUUUUGGAAUGGCAAGUUGGUAUGGUAUCCGUGCAGUAGACAAAGGAUUUAUUGGAAUGGCAUUUACGAAUACUGGUGCUGGUAUGGCACCAACACGAGCGAUACAAAAUGCACUUGGUACCAAACCAAUAUGUAUAGCGGCACCAGCGAAAGAUGGUGACAGUUUUGUCCUAGAUAUGGCAACUACAACAGUAGCAUUUGGAAAGGUCAGGCUAUUUCAUUUGAUGCUUUUCAAAAUGUUUAAAGACAUUAUCCAUAUCUUGAAUUCAAAGACAUAUUUAUUUUGUUAA